Messenger RNA from Gekko japonicus, 1896 nucleotides. RefSeq names its product sedoheptulokinase (gene SHPK). Gene Ontology annotation, biological process: carbohydrate metabolic process; cellular response to lipopolysaccharide. Gene Ontology annotation, cellular component: cytosol. Gene Ontology annotation, molecular function: sedoheptulokinase activity. Bases 1 to 1443 code for a protein of 480 amino acids. NCBI's taxonomy places the organism in Eukaryota, Metazoa, Chordata, Lepidosauria, Squamata, Gekkonidae. The transcript has 7 exons. The record is from RefSeq and is a predicted model, not a curated record.
AUGCAGAAGCCUUCUCAGACGGAUGCGGGUUCAAAUCCUGCUGUGCCUCAUGGUCCUGGGCAUGCGUGUGUGCUGGGAAUAGAUAUGGGCACCACAUCUGUGAAAGUGGCUUUGGUGGAAGAGACGGACCAAGGGCCAGCGGUGAUCGAGAAUUGCACUAAAGAGACGCAGGCACAGGUGGAGAGCCAGGCUGCUGGGCUGCAGGGGGAUGAACAAGACGUUCGGAAAAUCAUCGCUGCCCUGAACGAAUGCCUCCUGGCCCUCCCUCGAGAACGUCUGCAAGGGGUUUGCCGCAUUGGAGUCUCUGGGCAGAUGCACGGGAUAGUGUUUUGGAAAGCUGGCCAAGGUUGCAAAUGGACGGGGCAAAGGUUUGAGCCAGAGGCAGUCAGUCACCUGAUCACGUGGCAAGAUGGCCGCUGCACCAGCAGCUUCCUGUCCUCGCUCCCGCCACCGCGAUCGCACCUCAAUGUGGCCACAGGGUUCGGUUGUGCCACGAUCUACUGGUACUUGCGGAACAGCCCAGAUUUCUUGAAACGUUACGAUGCUGCCGGAACCAUCCAGGACUAUGUGGUCACCAUGCUGUGUGGCCUGGCGCAGCCCCAGAUGUCUGUCCAGAACGCUGCCAGCUGGGGGUAUUUCAGCACCACCUCAAAAACCUGGAAUACAGACAUCCUUGGAGAAUCCCACUUCCCCGUCCAUCUGCUUCCCAAGGUGGUUGACCCCGGAGACCUUGCAGGGGAGACUUCCGAUGCGUGGCAUGCAAUUCCAAAGGGCACCAAAGUCGGGGCUGCUCUGGGGGACUGCCAGUGUUCGGUGUACUCCUGUAUGCCCGAAAGCACCGAUGCAGUCCUCAACAUUGGCACCUCUGCUCAGCUGACCGUCCUGGCCCCCUUCGGCUUCCAUCCGGGAGAGUCCCCAGACCCUCGUUCGCCCGUGACCUACUUUCCGUAUUUUGACAGCCGCUACCUGGCCGUGGCAGCCUCACUGAACGGCGGGAACGUCCUGGCGACAUUUGUGGACAUGCUGGUCGAAUGGAUAGCCGAGCUGGGACUCGAAGUCCCCCGUUCCCUCCUCUACCCGCGGAUGAUCCAGGCCGCCCUGGCCCGAGCCGACACGGCCCUCUCCGUGUGCCCGACCGUCUUUGGCGAGAGGCACAGGCCCGAGCAGCGGGGCUCCGUGACGCACAUCGCGGCCUCCGACCUCUCUCUGGGUCACGUGACCCGAGCCCUGUGCCACGGCGUAGUCCAGAACCUGCACUCCAUGAUGUCUUCCCAGCGCCUGGGGGAGGCAGGGGCGAAGCGGAUCCUGGCCAGUGGCAGCGCCCUCUCCAGGAACGAAGUGUUGAGGCAGGAAGUGGAGAGGACGUACCCCUUCCCAGUGGUUUACGGGAAAGACAUGGACGCGGCAGUAGGGGCCGCCUUGGUGAUGCUGCGCCGGAAGUGAGGUCGGAACCCGGGGUGGCAGAAGCCCCGCCCUCUGGCUGGGACGUGGGUGUGCCACACGCAGAUGCCCAGGGAGCCCAAGGGGGAAGAACAAGGGGGACCCUCACUGUUUGCAAGAAGGCGUGGCCAGGGUUCAGAGCCCCCCUCCCAUGCAGUUAAUGAGGGCUGUGUGCAGAUGGGCUGCCAGGUAGUGCCACAGACAACCCCUGGCGGCGGAGGACAGUGCGCAAGCACCAGCUGUCCACGGUUGGCAUUUGGGCCUUCAGCCUGUGGCCUGAAUGGAACCAAUGGGCCUGGUAGGUGCUGGACCCCUGAACUCUGUCCUUCCCCCAAAGUAAUAGGGGGGAACCCCCCCUUGGACAGGUCAAGGAGCAAAUUGGCCGUGGUGGCCAGGGGAAGCGUUCCACUCCCACGAAUCAUUUGCCAGUCCUCGUUUUCGUGCUCGUAAUAAAAA